AUGACACUCGGAAAGACCUUCAUCAAUGGCGUCGCCAACUCAGUCGAGCGAAGUCUCAGGAGUUGCAUCCUUCACGACCCUUCGUUGAGUCUUAUCGCAUCAGAAAAGGUACUCUACCGACGAACGGAUCAUAGUAAUGACAAAGUCAUUCUCAUUUCUGGCGGAGGCUCUGGCCACGAACCCGCACACGCAGGAUACAUCGGCGAAGGAGCAUUAGACGUCGUGGUCGCUGGCGAGAUCUUUGCCUCCCCUUCCGCUUCACAGAUCCUCACAGGCCUACAGAUUGUCAAGUCAUCAAAAGGAUCGUUGAUGAUCGUCAAGAACUACACGGGCGACAAGCUUAACUUUGGCCUCGCAGCAGAGAAGGCAAAGGCAGAAGGACAGAAGGUUGAGAUGGUCAUCGUGGGAGAUGAUGUUUCAGUCGAGGGAAACACGCUUGUUGGUCAGCGUGGUCUUGCUGGGACAGUCUUCUGCCAUAAGAUCGCUGGCGCAAAGGCAGCUCAGGGAGCCUGCCUCGAGCAAGUCGCCUCUAUUACAAGAAAAGCCGCUUCGCAAAUGGCCACCGUCGCAGCGAGUCUCGAUCGAUGUAGCGUUCCCGGGCGGGUGACUCAAGAAGCCCUUCCCCACGACCAACUCGAAUUCGGAAUGGGAAUACACAACGAGCCGGGUGUCAAGCGCGAAGAAAUCACGAGCUUGGAGGUUACGGUUGAGAAGGCAUUGAGCAUGAUGUUCACUCCCAAAGCCAGUAUGUGGCAGCCAGGCAAGGGGCAGCGGGUAGCUUUGAUGGUCAACAACCUGGGCGGCUUAAGCGUCCUAGAGAUUGGCGUUGUCGCGGAUGAGGUGGUAAAGCAAUUGGGUCAAAGAAGCAUACAUAUCGAAAGGAGUCUUGUCGGCACCUUUAUUACGUCUCUAGACGGGCCUGGCUUCUCUAUCACUCUACUGUCACUCGACGAUGAGUUGACGGACUUGCUUGACGCUCCCACUACAGCACCUGCUUGGCCACGUUCGAUUCACGGCUGGGUAACUGAUAAGAUGUCUGUAUCGAAGCGCGAGACCAUAGUCCCGGUUGCGAAGGCCAAUACUAGGGAGACGGGAGUCAAAGUGCCGACAUCACUUGUCAAGGUUCUCAUUGAAUCAGUAGCGCGAACCACAGCAAGGGAUGAACCAAAGAUUACAGAAUACGAUACGCUUGCAGGUGAUGGAGACUGUGGAGAGACACUUCUGAACGGAGUCACUGGUCUCUUAAAAGAGUUUGAAAACGACGGCGCAGUUUCUCUCGACAUUGGCCAAGUUUUCCGCCGAACAGCGACAACCGCAGAAAGGAGCAUGGGCGGCACGUCGGGUGCUAUCUACGCCAUCUUCCUCAACGCUGUAGCGAACCGACUCUUAGAAUUGACUGCCAACUCUUCCUCGCUUACAGUCUCUGAGUUCAUACAACAAGCUCUUCAAAGCGGCCUAGACGAGUUAUGCAGAUACACACCCGCGCGAACCGGCCACCGCACACUAAUGGACGCACUUAUACCGUUUGUCAAGAACUAUUCUCUGGAUGGUUCCCUGAAGGCCGCUUUAGCAGAGGCACGCAAGGGCGCUGAGAGUACACGGAAGAUGGUAGCGGCCCUGGGACGGGCGAGCUACGUUGGACAGGACCGAUUUGACGAAGAGGGCGGUAUUCCUGACCCUGGAGCUCUUGGUGUUUUUUCUGGAGCAUUUGCCGAUCACGAGUCUUUUUUGGUAUGGCAGGUCGGAACCCCAGAUUUUGGCGUCUACAAUUGCCCUGCCUCUCCAACUUUUGGACAUCUUGACCCUCGCCUUCACCUUCAUCUCCACCCGUUCUCCCAAUACCCUAGCCAUAUCACCCAAUUUUCACCUGAGAUCCCAACUCCGGCUACAGUUGACUUAUGGACCGUCCCUCCGCAUCCCGGGCCCGAGUCCGGUCCGAACCCAUCAAGCACAAGCGGACCCGCUCCGGAUGUCUCAAUUGCAGGCGGAAGAAGCAUUGCGUUUCGAGCUGAGCAUGCUCAAUGCUUAAAUGCGCGGCAUCCUUCGAUGCGGAAGAUGGCGAGGAGGAGGCAGCCAAGGGAGUUUGAGAUUCUGGAUGUGACGGAUGAAGUCAUUCGUGAUUACAAUGGUGCUGAGACAGAGGAGGAGGAUAACGAGACUAGUGAAGAUCGUGCACGGACAAGCACUUCUGGUCGCUCAAAUCUCAUCGUCGGCGGAAGACCUCGCGCCGCAAACAAUACGCCAAGUGGCUAUGUCUCUAUACAGCGACCACCAGCAAUCGAUAUCUCAUCGCCGACAUCACAGCGCCAGACCGAAAACGCCGUAGCCGACCUACUUUACUUCAGCCAGAACGGGCAAUCUUCUCAUUCCUCAGUCGACAUUGAUCCUGCCCUGCAGGUUUCCAUGGAGGCAGUCCCAAUCGACAUAAUAGCAGACUAUCCGUACAUUGAUCAGAUGCAAGCAUUUACCCCUGAGGGCGUCUCCGAGGAUGGUAUCUUCUUGCCAGGCUCUGCCUACCACGAGCUACACUCGACACUCCGUAAUCACCUCAUCCAAGAGACUCGAUCAAUUGCCCCAACAAGAUCAACAACGCCGCAUAUAGAGGUUGACAGCUCAGGGGGCGUCUCCUUGGAAGAGACCGAGGUCACGAUCCCAAUACUAGAGUUUCAGCCCUCGCAGACACCUCUACUCUCUCAGCAGGAGGAAUGCUCGCUAUGGAAGAACUACUUUGACGAAAUUGCUCCCUGGCUCGACAAAUUCGAUCGAGACCGCCAUUUCCAGCAGAUUAUCCCUACAAUGAGUAAAGACAAUGAACACUUGCGAUACUCAAUGCUGGCCCUCUCAGCACGACAACUCGAACUUAAGCAUACGCUACCGACGAACCGUAGCCUCGCCCUAUACCAAGAAGCCAUUCAUAUGCUCCUACCACAUUUGCCGACCCGCGGGACAGCUGUUAUCGCCACGUGUGUUAUCCUUUGUGUGCUGGAGAUGUUGAGCUGUUCACCGAAGGCAUGGCAGCGACAUCUCGAUGGCUGUGCGAGCCUCAUGGAAGCUGUUGGCAUCAAUGGAUUUGUAGGAGGGACAGAACAAGCCUUGUUCUGGUGCUUUGCGCGUAUGGAUAUCUGCGGAGGCCUCAUAUCAUCUGUCAAGACUCUCAUUCCCAUCUGCCAUUGGGCCUCCAAGACGUUAUCGAUCGAAAACGAUGUUGAGCUCUUUAAGAAUGCUUCAACGUUUGAGGACUGGGCUAAUUAUGCUGUGUACCUCACCGCUCAAGUCCUUGAUCUGUUGGCUGCCUCCCCUGCUGAUCCAACUCGCGACGAAGCCAAGUUUCGGACUCGAUGGCUCAAGUUAUGGAAGUAUAUCUCUGAAUGGUACCAAGACCGCCCAGCUCCAUUGCAUCCCAUCAUGACAAUCCCUUCGAACGAGUCCUCACCCUUUCCAACGAUUUUGUACUCGAACCCUGCUGCCAUGUCAGGGAAUCAAAUGCAUCACGCAGCAUCGAUUCUUAUGCUACAAAACCAACCGUCGACAGUACGACUAGGUCAUGCUUCCAAACCAAGAAGUAUCCUUUGGCACGCAAGGCAGUGUGCAACCGCUGUGGAUUGCUGGAAGAUGCAUGAGCCAUCCGAGUGA
Messenger RNA from Fusarium subglutinans, 3633 nucleotides. Its product is annotated as regulatory for the arginine catabolic pathway. Gene Ontology annotation, biological process: glycerol catabolic process. NCBI's taxonomy places the organism in Eukaryota, Fungi, Ascomycota, Sordariomycetes, Hypocreales, Nectriaceae. Gene Ontology annotation, cellular component: cytosol. The transcript has 11 exons. The coding region runs from base 1 to 3633 and encodes 1210 amino acids. Gene Ontology annotation, molecular function: glycerone kinase activity; ATP binding. The record is from RefSeq and is a predicted model, not a curated record.